Colletotrichum phormii is the source of this 2949-nucleotide messenger RNA. RefSeq names its product armadillo-type protein. Gene Ontology annotation, cellular component: cytoplasm. The transcript has 7 exons. The record is from RefSeq and is a predicted model, not a curated record. Gene Ontology annotation, biological process: protein import into nucleus. Lineage: Eukaryota; Fungi; Ascomycota; Sordariomycetes; Glomerellales; Glomerellaceae. Bases 1 to 2949 code for a protein of 982 amino acids.
AUGGAGCCCCAGCUGCCAUCUACUAUACAAGAGGCAGAAGCCUUAGUCUCGGCUCUCUACGAACCGUCGUCCCCCGAAACCAUUGCGCGCAUCCAAGAGACGCUACAUCGCAUGCAAAGAUCCCCUUCCGGCUGGUGGAUCGCCCGUGAUCUCUUAGGCUCCGCCGAUGACAAGGUCAAGUUCUUCGGUGCCCUCACCCUGAUUGUCAAGCUGAACACUGAAAGCUCCUCACUGUCAAAGGGCGAUGCUUCGGAGUUGUUACAAAACCUCAUAGGCUGGUUUGUAAGGUCACUGGACGACGGUUCUGGUGCCAUGGUCGUUAGGAAGCUAUCCUCGGCUUUGGUAACCUUUUCCCUAUGCUUUCCCACCCAGUGGGAGCUUUGCAUCCGCCACCUCUGUUUCUCCUUGUCUGAGGGUGUAGCGUUGUCUCAAGACAGAGUUGAUGAAACCAUUGAUUUAUCAAGCGUCCUCCAAACACUCCAGCCUCGAAGCCUUCAGGCCGCACUAUGGUUUUCGGGAGCACUGAUAGAUGAAGCAACGAAAGUGGAAAUGAACUCGGCAAAACACAUGGGUUUGUAUGAGAAUCUCAUGCGCAAUGUUCCAGACGCCAUGGUUCUCAUGUCUCACGGAUUUUCAUGCCGAGAAUCUCCAGGUCCAAUGAGCCACAGCUUACAGAAAGGCACCAUAACUUGUUUACAGUCAUGGGUUUGGUUUUCUCAGAGGGUGUCAGCACACAAUGACGAGCUAGUCCAUUCUCUUCGGGCACUGGUACAGCCUACGAUCACAGCUUUGAGCGACGACGAACUGUACGAAGUGGCCGUGGAGUUGCUCUCCGAGAUACUUUCAAACUACUCGGGCUUCUUGACAGAUGAUCAUUAUGAGUCUCUCUUUUCUCUUUUCGAGACCCAGUGGUCUCAUGAGCGAUACCAACGUCUUGUCCAAGGGGACUUUGACUUUGAUUCCGUCCAAUUCGGGCAGCUUAUGAUCGCUCUUGGCGAUUCCAAGGUUGAGAAUCUCAUCCACGGCGUGGAUGCCCGCUCGUCGCGUUUUAUCGCACAUCUUCGUGGGCUCCUUUCGGCCCAAGGAUAUCCUGUCAGCGAGGACAAGAUCUUCGUUCCUGCCCUCGAGUUCUGGUCCACCUAUGUUGAGACAUUGACAGACUGCAUUUACUCAGAGGAAGAGGGCUCAAAGGCAUGGGUCUCUACGGCUACCUCCCACGUCCUGGAAGCUAUAUCGACCGUUUGGCAACGAAUUGCAUACCCAGCUGCCAAUGUUCUUGCUGAUUGGGACUCGACUGACCGCGCCGGUUUUGGCGAUGCAAGGAAGGAUGUUGCUGACCUUCUUCAAUCGACCUUCACCGUGACUGGACCUCCCUUGAUCUCAACUUUCGCCAACCUGACUCUUCAGUCGUUGUCACCAAGUGCCUGGUCUAAUCUCGAGGCUGCAGCGUUCUGUCUGGGGUCUCUAGCCGACUGCGUAACUGGAGAUGCCAGAUGCGACGAAAGCCUCAGAGCUGUUUUCUCCUCGCCCCUGUUCGACCUUCUUCAGACAUCGGGCGAUUCCAUGCCAGGUCGCACCCGCCAGACCUGCAUAUUCCUGAUUGAAAGAUACUCUGAUUACUUUGAGCGCGAGACCCAAAGCCUUCCAGCUGCCCUGAACUUGCUCUUCUCUGUCCUCGCUGAUCCCUUACUGGCUGGGCCGGCCGCAAAAUCCAUCUUACAGCUUUGUUCGUCGUUACGUUCCAUCCUGGCAUCUGAGGCUAGCGCAUUCCUUAGUCAAUAUCAAGGCAUUGCUGCGCAAAGCCAGCUGGAUUGUAUGGCUGUUGAGCGGAUUAUGGGAGCCAUAGCCGCUGUCAUCCAAGCCAUCCCAGACGAGGGUACCAGAUUCGAUCAUCUUGACUUCUUACUCUCGUUCGUCCAGAAGGAUGCUCGCCUAUCGAUGCAUCUACUGUCCUUACCUAGACCUCAGAGUGACGCAUCAGGCAGCGGAACGGACAUUCAUCGCUGCUCGACGCUGGGCGACCCGUCGGAACUUCCCCUUCACAUGGCCUUGAAGGCUUUGAGAUGCCUCAUAGGCAUUAGUAAAGGUCUGCAGGCUCCGGGUGACGUGCCUUUCGAUCUGGAUAGUGAGAAGGAUAUGCCAACGACCGACGGCAGCUCCAGACUCGGUCAAUUGCAGUCUGGGAUUAUGUCAAUGAUAGUACAGCUUCAGAGAGCGUUUCCACAAAGCGACGAAGUUUCCGAGAGCAUUUGCACCAUUUUUCGAUCGGGGUUCUCAGAGUCGGACGCUGGUCCUUUCGUUUUCCCUCCAAGGCUGGUAUGCGACUACCUCACUGAGCAGACACCUCAGACACCUCGAAUCGGCUACUUUGUGAACACUGCUUGUUCAUUUCUCAGCUCAUUGAGGAAUAUGAAGAGUGGCGACGUGGACGAAGUAAGAACGAAACUUCUCCGAUGGGUCAUUACUCUACUACAGCAACAACCAGAGCCAGACAACGAUGUAGAAUUGGCGCAGAACGGCAUCGAGUUUACGAACCGCUUGGUCUCGCGAGAGCCUGGUUCACUUUUCCGUCCGGAUUGCCUUCCGCUUACCGAGUUCUUCUUCAUCUAUGCCUUGCGGAUACUAGAAGGGCGCGAACCACUGCCUAAAGCUGCAGCCGCGGAUUUCUGGGCCACAUUCAUGACUCUGAAGCCCACAGAUGCGACGAUAGAUCACGCAAUAGCUCAGUUAGGCCCGUUGCUAGCUCAAUCUAUUAUUCGUAACAUCGGCGGAACUGCCUCAAGGAGCGAACUCGACAGGCUAAGUGAGCCCCUGAAGAAGAUGGUCAGCAACCAAGCCAAAGCUCGUACUUGGCUUGAGCAAGCCUUGUCGGACCCAUCAUUCCCAAGCCGGCAGCUAGCUGGCGAUGAAAAGGCGGUGUUUCUCAAGAAGAUUAUGAAGUGGGUUUGA